Halichondria panicea is the source of this 1191-nucleotide messenger RNA. RefSeq lists its product as uncharacterized. Gene Ontology annotation, biological process: ubiquitin-dependent protein catabolic process. The record is from RefSeq and is a predicted model, not a curated record. Gene Ontology annotation, molecular function: ubiquitin protein ligase activity. Bases 43 to 1191 code for a protein of 382 amino acids. The transcript has a single exon. NCBI's taxonomy places the organism in Eukaryota, Metazoa, Porifera, Demospongiae, Suberitida, Halichondriidae.
GGCUCAUUUGCAGUCCACAAGAUCUGCCCCAGUACCAAAACAAUGUCGAGAAAGCUCUUCUCCUUGCUACUAGUGGCGCUCAGUUUCUUCAUAAGGCACUGCUCAGCUCAAGUGACAGUUGAAGUGAGAGACAUCCAAGGGCCAGAAGAUUACACAGUGCUGGAGAGCUACACAUUCCCUGAGGGCUUCACCAACCCCCUUGACUGGUAUGUAACUCCCUAUGCCAGCUUACCUUCUGGAGAACUCACUGGAAUACUCUACCAGCCAAUACCUCAGACUGCAUGCUCAACUCUAGAGACUGUCAGUUUUUGUGAUUCAACCAAGUUUCCGAAUGUGUCUUGGGUCGGAGAAACGAACCUCACGAUGUGGGCUUUAGUGGAUGGGUACCAUACGUGCAUUAAAGACAAGCUUAAGAACGUACAGGAAGGUGGAUUUGACGGACUGAUUACAUUCAGCUACAAUGACUCUGAUACUGAUGUCAGCAAUCGUGUGAGGGAUGAACAUAGUGGUAUACAUAUUGACGUUCAGGCAACGGAGUUCCCUAUUAUCGUCGUCAGUGAACGUUUUGCAAACAUCCUAAGAAAAUUUACUCUGACUACAAUUAACAAUACCGACUGUCCCACUAUGGUGCUUAAUGUUCGAAGUGAUCCAACAAGACAGAUGUGGAUAGGAUUUGCAGUUUCCUUUGCAAUGGUGUUGGUCGUGGUGGGUGUACCAGUAGUGACUUGUGUGUGCCUUGUUUGCUGUGUCUGCUGCCUGUGUAUUGAAGGCAGGAACUGUUGUUGCUGUGGUUGUAGAGAGAGCGGAGUGUAUGAAGUGAACAAUGUCCAUGUUAGAGUUCUAGGAGAUGACCUAGUUCUUGGAGGACGACACUAUCUUGAAGAGGAAUACGAAACUGAAUUCAAUUUCGAUAACGGACAAAACAACGAGCUCCCUACAAUUGAAUUUGGGACAUUUCGAAGAGUUUUUGAAAACAAUUUAGAGCAGCCAAAAGCAAGGAAAUACGAAGCUGCUAAAGAGAUAAAUAUGUCGUGUGCUAUUUGCCUGGAGUGUUUCAAUGAGGAGGAGACGGUACAUGCGUUGUCAUGUGAUGAGCAUCAUGUGUUUCACCCCUACUGUAUUGAGAAGUGGCUCGGGGUCCACAACAUGUGUCCUGUGUGUAGAACUUAUGUUAUACAGCCAAACUUUUGA